AUGGAAAAUGGAUCACCUAUAGUUACCAAGCAAAUGGUUAUCAAAUGGCAAGAGGCUAUUACUAAGAAAAAAUCAUUGCGCUCUUUGAGACGUCUACUUUUGGCAUUUCGUGCAGGUGCUCAUAUUAAUGAAGAUGAUGAUGGAAAAUUAUUUGCAUAUAGAAUCACAAGUGCAGCAGUAUUUAAUGAUUUAGUGGUCGUAUGUUUGAAAUACGUGAUCCCAGUUUUUGAUCAUCAUUUAAAUUUCAAGGAAGGAGAAAUAAAAAAAAAACUUCCAAGCUCUUGUAAAAAAUGGAAAAAUAUUCAAUCUUCCGUGAAAUCAUAUUUACAAAGUAUACUUCAUAUGAUUAAAAAUUUAUCGGAAAAUGACAUGAUUUACUAUAUCGUCAAAGAAUCAGAAAAAUGUGUUCCAUAUUAUCUAUGUUUUCCAAAGUUAUCUAGGAGUUGGUUAAAGACGCUUUUAGAAUUAUGGGGAUCAGCAGAAGAUAAAGUGAGAAUAGUUUCAUUUUUAAAUAUUCGUAAACUUGCGACUGUUGGAUCGCCUUCUAUGAUUGAUCUAUGUCUGAAGGGCAUAUACAUGACUUUUGUACGAAAUUGCAGAACUACUACUGUGUACACGAUAUCUUCGAUAAAUUUUAUGACAAAUUGUGGUGUUGAAAUUUAUGGACUUGACCUAAAAGUAUCAUAUCAAUUUGCGUUUGUCUAUAUAAGACAACUGGCUAUUCACUUGAGGAAUUCUAUGCUAGUAAAAAGCAAAGAAUCUUAUCAAAAUGUUUAUAAUUGGCAAUUUAUACAUUGUUUAGAAUUUUGGUCACGAGUUCUAGCAACUUAUUGUGAUCAAAGAAGAUUGGCGGCGACUGGCGAAGAGAGUCCAUUGCAACCUUUAAUAUACCCAUUAGUUCAAGUGUCUCUUGGUGUUAUCAGAUUAAUUCCAACCUGUCAAUAUUUUCCUUUACAUUUCCAUUGCUUACGUUUAUCGAUUAAUUUAAUACAAAAGACUGGGGUUUUUAUACCGCUUGCUCCUUAUCUUUUCGAAAUAUUGGAGUCGUCCGAGUUACGACAAAAACCAAAACCUUCAACUUUAAAACCUCUCGACUUUUCUUUGCAUUUAAAAGCACCAAAAUCUUAUUUACACACUCGAGUUUAUCAGGAUGGUAUUGGUGAAGAGAUCACAGAUAUACUUUUAGAGUAUUAUGCUUGCUUCUGUUUAUCCGUUGCUUUUCCAGAGUUAGUUAUCCCGGCUAUUGUACAGAUUAAGCGACAUAUUAAAAAAUCAAAAAAUGUAAAAAUGAACAAGCAACUGCAUAGUCUCAUUGAAAAGUUUGAGCAAAACGCAAAAUACAUUGAACAGCAUCGAGCACAAAUAGAGUUCGCGCCAAAUGAUCGUGCUAAAGUGGAAGCUUUUAUGAAAGAUUUUGAUCAUGAAUCCACGCCAUUGGGCUCGUAUGCAAAUUCAGCACGAAAAUUAAAAGAUCAACGUGAGAAAUUAUUGAAUCGGGAAAACAAAGAUGAAGAAAUAAACUAA
This is a messenger RNA of Ambispora leptoticha, 1524 nucleotides long. NCBI's taxonomy places the organism in Eukaryota, Fungi, Glomeromycota, Glomeromycetes, Archaeosporales, Ambisporaceae. The record is from the annotation of a GenBank genome assembly.